This is a messenger RNA of Myzus persicae (green peach aphid), 1991 nucleotides long. RefSeq lists its product as uncharacterized. The annotation marks the transcript as partial. Lineage: Eukaryota; Metazoa; Arthropoda; Insecta; Hemiptera; Aphididae. The record is from RefSeq and is a predicted model, not a curated record. The transcript has a single exon.
ACAUAUUUUCUGUUGAGUCGGCCUACGUCAGAGUUGAUGAUAACUGUUGGAAUUUUGAUUGUCCACUAAAAGCACUAAACGCUUGUUUUACAACCUACAAUGCCUUACAUUGUACCUAUCCACGUGAGUGUUAUGAAUCAUGGCUGAUUUUACAACUUCAACUUUAUAAUUUUACAACCAUUUACGAUCAAAAAUCAUCAAUUAUUACAUCUUUAUCAAGCAAAAUGAACGCUUUAAAAAAUACUUAUUUGUAAAUUUUUAUUUAAAAAUUUCAAUUUAUUUAGUAUCAGUUUUUACUAAUAUGAACUAGGUGAAAUAAUAAUUUUCUCUGUAUUUAUUAUAUAUUCUUGUUAAAAAAGUUUUGUUAUUUCUUUUAAUACAUUAUGUAUAAAUGUUAUUUAUGUUUAAAAGAUUUCCGGUCCAUAGCAAAGUUAAUUUGGCACAUGAAAAUAUAUCAUAAUCUUGGUAAUAAUUCGUUUUAUCUCUGUAAACAAAAAAAUUGUGUACGUGAUUUCAGGGGUUUAAAAAAAUUUAGGCAGCAUUUAAAUAGGGAACAUUCCCAAGUUACGGUAAACCAAAAUGAUGAAAUCAGUUUUAGUAAUACAAUAACUGAAUCCACUGUUGAAUCUUUGGUAGAAUUACCUGAAAUAUUUAAUAAAUCAUCUACUACAUUUUCUGAACUCGAUAGUACACCCUUAACAAAUAAUAUUGAAUCAUAUGAAUUAAUUGAAGAAUCUGUCAUUAUAAAUGACCUUGUUAAUAAUUAUACUAAACAAAUAUUAGACGAUGAAAAUAGAAGUAUAAACUUAUUUCCUUACGAUGAAAUUUUGAAAAGAAAUGUAUUACAGUUUAUUACAAAAUUAAUGUCGAAGCCUUAUCUUACUAACUCAUUGGUACAAGAUGUAGUGGAAAGUGUUAUGGAGCUGUUCUCAAGUGGUAUAAUAGAACAACUAAAAUGUAAAGUUGUUCCUAUAUUACAAUGCAGUUCUUCCACAAAACUAGAAGUAGAAAAAAUGUUUGAUUCUUUACAAGACCCGUUUUUUGAACUACAAACUCAUUACCAACGAAUUAAGUAUUUAAUUUCUAAUAAUUAUUUUUUCAUACCCGAAACUGUGGUGGUAGGUCAUACUCAAGAAAAGCGGUAUAUUAAUGGUGAAGAUAAGCUUUUAACGGUGCCUAUACAUGGGCAUUUUCUUUCUAUGAAAAAAAACCUUAAGGCCUUUUUUGAGCUUCCUAAUGUUCUUAAAGUUGCAACUGACUUUAUGUAUGAUUCGUCAUUACACAAUAAUACUCUUACUUCUUUUUUGGAUGGAUCGACAUGGAAAGAUAUGAAUUUAAAAUUUUUAGGAAAAAUUGUUUUACCUCUUUUUCUAUACUAUGAUGAUGCUGAAAUGGGAAACCCAUUGGGUUCCCAUUCUGGCAUACAUAAAAUAGGGUGUAUAUAUUAUACUGUUGCAGCCUUACCACCUGAAUAUUUGUCAUCUUUAAAUAAUAUAUUUACAGCAUUUUUAUUUCAUUCAUCAGAUCGUGGGACAACCAAAAUACCCAAUAAAAUCAUGUUUUCUCGUCUUAUCAAUGAACUAAUUGAUCUUCAAACAAAUGGAAUUUCUGUAUGUAUUGACAAUACUUACACUACUGUAUACUUUGCACUAGGGUUAGUCUUGGGAGAUAAUUUGGGAUUAAACUCUAUCUUGGGUUUUGUCGAAAGCUUUUCUGCAAAUCAUUACUGUAGGAUUUGUCGUUGUCCAAAACCAGAAUUACAGAAAAUGUUAAGAGAAUCUUUUCAAUCAUUAAGAAAUGAAAAUAAUUAUGAAAUUGAUAUUAAUAAAAGAAAUGUAACAGAUACUGGAUUAAAUGAACGUUGUAUCUUUCACGAAGUUCCAAAUUUUCAUGUUGUUCGAAACAUGGUUUGCGAUUUCAUGCAUGAUAUUCCCGAGGGAGUAGCUCGUUAUGAUAUGGCAAUCAUUGUACAAAAUUUUAUAAUUAAGAAA